This is a messenger RNA of Gymnodraco acuticeps, 2282 nucleotides long. RefSeq names its product mucin-5B-like. The coding region runs from base 328 to 1197 and encodes 289 amino acids. The record is from RefSeq and is a predicted model, not a curated record. Lineage: Eukaryota; Metazoa; Chordata; Actinopteri; Perciformes; Bathydraconidae. The transcript has 5 exons.
ACUGAUGCAUGUCGCUAUAGGAAUAUAUGCAGAUUAAGAGAAACAAAGCUGGAGAGUGAAAUAUGAAUGUGCAAUGAGAUCGGUUUUGCCUCUUUCGAAUAAAGCCCGUGCAGCCCGUUCUGCUCCAAACACCGCCCGCAUGCAGCCUGCGGAGCGGCCCCACCCCUGCCUCUCUUCUGCCCGACUCCCUCAGGAUAUUUUUAGCGCCGAUGAUGCGCCCUGUCAAUUCACGUAACGGAAACUACCUCAGAGCCGAGAAACCGUUGAGGAGGGAGGCUUUUGGUCCGGUUUUAUUGGUGUGAUCUGCAAGGAAAGUCCGCGAGGAAGAUGAUAUUUGAAAUGAAUUUGGUGUUUUGCAUGUUGGUGGUGCUUACCGGCCCAUCGCAGACAAGAGGUCAGAGCGGUGUGUUGCCUCCUGUCCUCACCCCAGCUGCCCCCCCGAGUCACGCUGGAAGCUCAGCAUCUCCUGACCUGACGGAGCAUCCUGGGAAUGAGCCCUCACAGUGGACAUAUAAUCCUGCAGGCGGGGAUGGAACCCCAACCCAAACCACAACUAUGACCAAGACCGAAGUGACAGUCCAUUCAGAGACUGUGACAAAUUCUUUCGGCCUAUAUCAAACACAAUCGUCCACCGCUACAUCCCUACACACCAAUGUGCCUGCUUCACUGUCAGCUGCCACAGAAAGCCUUUCGUCCGCGCCGACUGUACAGAGUAGCGCCUCUACGCCGCACAUCUCCACCACGGAAGGCAGAGCCGCUCUGACCACAGAUCCCUUCAACACCUUUUCAUCUCCAGCAGCCAGCUCGUAUCCAGUGCAGGAUACGAGCUCCACGGCCCACGCCUCCACCUUGCAGCCACAGUCUGAACCACUGACUUCAGCCCCCACGCAGCCCACCACCAAAGCACAGCCUCUGACCUCAGCUCCAGGCCGAGGUCCUGCUGGGCCUACACACCGAGAGGUCCCGCCUCAGCUCAAUGUUGGAGAUGAAGACCUCAAGAGGCCCCGCUCAAGCUCCCCUUUAGACCCACUGCUGGCUGGCCUGCUUUCAGUGUUCAUCGUCACCACUGCUAUCGUCUUCGUCGUCCUCUUCCUCAAGUUUCGUCAGCGGACAACUCACCCAGAGUUCCAUCGGCUGCAGGAUCUACCCAUGGAUGAUUUGAUGGAGGACACGCCGCUCUCCAGAUACUCCUACUGAUGGAAGCAUCCUGUCCACGACACUCAAAGAUCAAAGCUUUGACUGUAUUUAGCUACGAUUCUUAAGAAGAGUUUUGGGUCAGUGAUAAAAUGAUAUUCAUCUGUAGUUCCAUAAAGAGGAGCUUUAGUCUUUUAAAUGGGAGAUUGUAGAUGUUCUUUUUGCCACAUUCCCUUUACAUUUCCAGAGAUCUCCAGUCUAGUAGAAACUGUUUUUUUGAGUUAGUAGAGCCUCUGCACCCCUGAGUGACUCCCCAUGUAUGCACAGCACUUUAAAUCGCUUGAAUGAUUGCAGUGCCCCCUGGGGGACGUCUGAGGUAAUGUGGAUCAAGUCCUAAACAGACAACCUCUGGUUAUAUGGCAAGAAGAAAGAAAAAAAAGAAAUGGGAUAUUUGCCAAAAUUACCACAAAAUGAUUAAGGAAUAUAAAUGAUGAACCCUUAGGAGACCAAAUAUUAGUAAAGUGCACUUUUAAGCCAAAUUGCCAGGUUGCACGCGUUGUCUUAAAACUAAGGUUUUGCAAAAUAUACUUAAAUGACAGAAGUGAUUUUAUAAUAAGCCAUAUCUUUGGGAAAAACAAACACAACAUAUUUUAACUUCAAAUUUGACAUGGAACAUAUUUAUUUUUGCAGCCUUUAAUUGUGUUAUUACAAUUGUGGGGGGACUUUUAUUUUCAUGGUCUGAAGCUGGUAUAAAACUUGAAUUUGGUUCGGACAAAUGUUUGCACUAAAACAAACUUAAAUUAGAAACAAAUUAUAAAAGUAAAAUAUAUAAGUUUUGAAAACAUUUUGUAAAAUGCCUAUUUAUAAGGAAUGUAUUUGUUUUCUGCAAAUGGUAUUUCUUCAAGUGCUGUAAGUGGAGACAAUGAGGAAUUUCCCAGGUUUAGAUAGUUGUUACCUGUAUCAGCCUCUAUUAUUAGCCUAUCAAAUGUGCAGGAACUAAGCUGUUGUUUCACAGUUUUUAUUACCUCGUGUGUUACUUUCCUGUUAAGUGCCAACAGUGAUGUAUUAUUUAUAAUAUGCCAUUGAAGUGUGGACUGUAAAAAAUGUAUUGAUAUUAAGUUUGAUAAUAAAACACAAACUGUGAUGUA